Messenger RNA from Osmerus eperlanus (European smelt), 1985 nucleotides. RefSeq names its product phosphorylated adaptor for RNA export (gene phax). The coding region runs from base 39 to 1259 and encodes 406 amino acids. The transcript has 5 exons. Gene Ontology annotation, biological process: snRNA export from nucleus. Lineage: Eukaryota; Metazoa; Chordata; Actinopteri; Osmeriformes; Osmeridae. Gene Ontology annotation, cellular component: nucleus. The record is from RefSeq and is a predicted model, not a curated record.
CUGUACAUGCUCUUGGUAUUUACUUCCGUUUUGCAGAAAUGGCGGGUCUCGCAGCCGCAAUGGACAAUGAUCUGGAAGAUGGCGAGAUUUCUGGCUCAAACUCUGAUUCAGAAAUGGGAACUACACUUAAUGAUCGAUCCCAGAUGCCUGAACCUACAGUUUUCAGUGGCCAGUCUUUCCAGUCCAGGGCCGUGCCACAGUCAACCCAAUCAGUGACAAGCUACCGUAACAUCAUAAGAACAGCAGACUCCAGCGAUAGUGACCAUGAUUCUGACGAGGAUGCGUCGCUGUGGAGGAGGAAACGUCAGAAGUGCUCUAACGCUCCACCACCCGCAACUUUUGCCGCCGGGCGCGUAGGUACCCAGGUACAGCCUAGUGCCCCGGGAGGCCGCAAAGUCAAUAACAUCUGGGGCUCCAUAGUCCAAGAGCAAAGCCAGGAAGCAGUGGCAGCAGAGCUCUGUAUUCUUGGGAUGGAGGGCAGUGUUAGCAUGGCAAGCAGAGACGUGGAGACCUAUAACUACGUUUUGGCUCGAAAGCUUAUGGAUAAAGAGAGGGAGCUUGAGGAACUACAGCAGAAUCAGGGUGAGGUCUCCAUGUUGAAUGCUCAGCUGGAUGAGUAUAUGAAGACCCGGGGGGAGUCAGAGAGUGGAGGUGGCCAUUCUAAGAGGAAGCGCUCAGCGAAAGAGCGACUGGGCCCUAGAGCAGAGAUGGACAUCAAAGGCCGAUAUGAGAUCACGGAGGAUGACCCGGAAGAUAGGGUCAUAGAUGAGAUUUCAUACAGGCUUCAAGAGCCCAAAAGGGAAUUAAUAGAGCGUGUUGUUAGUGUCAUUGGAAAGAAGAAAGCAAUAGAACUUCUUGGAGAGACCGCAACACUUGAGGAAAAUGGUGGUGUAUACACUAUGGAUGGCAGCAGGCGACGAACCCCAGGUGGGGUAUACCUCAACUUGCUCAAGAACACCCCCAGCAUCCUCAGUGAGCAGAUUAAGGAAAUAUUCUUUGAUGAAAACCAGAAAGAACAGAAGAGUAAAAAAUCUGCCCAAAAGAGAAGGCGACAUGUGGUGGCCAAAAAGAUGAAGCAGGCCAUCAACACACUGAACAUGCAGGACCAUGAUGAUGUCUCCAGAGAGACUUUUGCAAGUGAUACCAAUGAAGCCUUGGAGUCUCUCGAGGAGGUUGCUGAAGAGGACCAACCAGAACCUGCCCAGGGAACUGAGGAGACACCGGUAGUCUACAACUCCACUGACCUUGAGGUUUUUUGAGCCAAAGGAACUUGUGCUUGUUGGACUAAGAACAUUUCAUGAAACUGGAUGAGAGAUAAAUGAUGAUGUUUAGAUAAAGGACUGAAAGCACUGUAAAUUACUGUUCUCGCCUGUGUUGCAGUACUAUUAGUACUAAGUACCUGCUUUCCUUGUCUAAUAGCUUCUAAGUUGAAGACAAAAACUAGGAAUUGCUCAUUAAUAUUAUUAUAUUUGUAUCUUAAAAUGCAUCCUGAAAUGCAGCGGUUUUCUUUUUUGGGGGGGGGCGGGCGAAUAUAUAAUUUUGCCCCCAUAGUAUACAUGUAAGAUACAUAUUUGGAAGUAUCCUACUUUUAUUGCAAAAACACAUGGCCAUGUCCAAAGAAAUAUAGAACUGCUUGCUACUUGCCACUGUGUAUUAGCAAAUGUCAGCUUUAUGCAAGUUUCUCUUAGACCAAUCUUCAGUGUUUGAGAUACCAUUCAUUCCCCCCCCCCCCCCCUUUAGGUUUGACCUUAUGUCUUGAAUUGUGUAGAAAUGCAUGCAUCUAGGGGAGGCUAAAAGUAAGAGUGUAGUUCAUUGCAUUUCCUAAUAUGUGUGGUGUUUGUUACAUUGAGCCACAGAAGUGCACUAGUGUCUAAAUGAGAAGCCAUUAACACUUUGUGGACAUUUAAUCCGUCUUAACUACACAUUCCUGGCUAAAUAUCACAGAAUGGACAAUUGCUCAAAAAUAAACUUUUAUUUCCACCUAU